Molecule: messenger RNA, 2491 nt
Organism: Phyllostomus discolor (pale spear-nosed bat)
Lineage: Eukaryota; Metazoa; Chordata; Mammalia; Chiroptera; Phyllostomidae
Gene: CCDC91
Product: coiled-coil domain containing 91
Exons: 13
Coding region: 173-1501 (442 amino acids)
Biological process (GO): Golgi to lysosome transport
Cellular component (GO): trans-Golgi network
Source: RefSeq, a predicted model, not a curated record
GAGGUGUUUGAAGCCGGGUGGUGUGUGGGCUCUCCUAAAUUGUGUGGCUGGGGUCGCGCCCCGGGUGUGCGUUGCGAGUUUGUGUGCUGGGGGGGUGGCUCUCCUAACAGCGCAGUUCGGCGGCGCGACUGUGGCGGCGGCGGCGGCGAGAGGGAGCAGGUGCUCGGAAAGAAUGGAUGAUGACGAUUUUGGUGGUUUUGAGGCUGCAGAGAUUUUUGAUGGUGGAAGUGGUGAAAACCAAACUACAUCUCCUGCUAUUCCUUGGGCUGCUUUUCCUACAGUGUCUGGAGUCCAUCUUUCUCCAGCUUCUCCUGCAAUUGUGCUGGACCAUGACCACUCUUCUCCUUCAGGUGGCUGCCUCUCUUCUGAGCACAUCGUUUCAUCGCCAGAGAUGACACACGCUGACAACAGUGUCGUCAGCCAGACUGUUCCGAAAAUACCGAUUCAGCAAUCAACACACACUGAUCUGGAUAUCUCACUUUUUCCAUUGGGUUUAACUGAUGAGAAAAGUAAUGGAACAAUUGCUCUUGUGGAUGAUUCUGAGGAUCCUGGAGCCAAUGUAUCAAACAUACAGCUUCAGCAGAAAAUUUCAAGCCUGGAGAUGAAACUCAAAGUUUCUGAAGAAGAAAAACAGAGAAUUAAAAAGGAUGUGGAACUGUUGCUAGAAAAGCAUAGUGUCUUGGAAAAAGAUUUCCUUAAAGAAAAAGAGCAAGAGGCCAUUUCUUUUCAAGAUAGAUACAAAGAACUUCAGGAAAAACAUAAACAAGAAUUGGAAGACAUGAGGAAAGCUGGUCAUGAAGCCCUCAGCAUUAUUGUGGAUGAAUAUAAGGCACUACUACAGUCUUCAGUUAAGCAACAAGUAGAAGCUAUUGAAAAACAGUACAUUUCUGCAAUUGAGAAACAAGCACACAAGUGUGAAGAGUUGCUAAAUGCUCAGCACCAGAGGCUCCUCGAAAUGCUAGAGGUAGAGAAGGACCUGUUAAAAGAAAAGAUAAAGGAAGCUUUGACUCAGCAGUCUCAAGAACAGAAGGAAAUAUUUGAAAGAUGUUUGGAGGAAGAAAGGCAAAGAAAUAAGGAGACAUUAGUGUCCGCUGCAAAGCUUGAGAAAGAAGCAAUGAAGGAUGAAGUUUUAAAAGCCAUAGAAGAAGAAAGAAAAAAAUUGGACAAAGCUCAUGCUGAAGAACGGGAAUUAUGGAAGACUGAGCAUGCAAAAGAUCAAGAACAAGUAUCUCAGGCAAUUGAAAAAGCUAUACAAGAACAAAGAAAAAUUAGUCAGGAAACUGUUAAGGCAGCAAUAAUCGAGGAGCAAAAGCGAAGUGAAAAGGCUGUGGAAGAGGCAGUGAAAAAAGCAAGAGAUGAAUUGAUAGAAUAUGUAAAAGAACAGAAAAGGCUUGACCAAGUCAUCCGCCAGAGGAGCCUGUCCAGUUUGGAACUGUUCCUGUCCUGCGCUCAGAAGCAGUUGAGCGCUCUGAUAGCCACGGAGCCGGUUGACGUUGAGUAAAGAAAGCACGGCAGGCUGACCGACACUGGCACACUGGCAACUGGCCACGGCGGAUGAAUCAUUAGACCUCUAAAUACAUGCUGUGAAUGAUACAGACGCCUUUGUUUUCUUUCCACAUCUUGGAUAAUUGAUUUUCACUUCAAGGAUAAACCAAAACAAUAUUUAGAACUAUCAAGAGAUCUAAUUUAUUUCAUUUUAUUUUCUCCUUUCUAUUUACUAUUAUUUUAGUAGCAGUAGUAGUAGUAGUAGCAGCAUCAGCAGCAACAAAAAGUAUGAUGUGACUCAAAAGCCAUUGAAAAUUGCCACAUUACCAAAAGUUAAUCAGGUACACCUUAUAGCCUCUGGUGGCCUGUUAUAUUGUAUUUGGCAAAAGUAGUAAAUAUCUUUACUUACUGCUUAGCAGUGACUCAGUAAGAUGUUAGAAUGUAAUCAUACGUUUACUUGAUUUUGAGGAUAAAAACAACAUGGAUUUCAGUAUCUCCUGGCAUCACCACACUUCUUGAAUAGGAUCUGUUCUUAUUGGUAACAUUGAAAGCACUAAAGAUUAUUAUAUUAAUUCAACUGUGAUCUGAUGUACCACUUAAAUGGGUAUGUGUGUGAUACAUGCUUAUUUCCUAUUUCUGUUCUUCAAAGUCACUAUAAAUCAAUAGUCAUUUUUUAAACAAAUCAUGCCAUGAACUUCAUCUCUAGAAAGGGAAUGUGACUUAACCAUUUAUAUGAAGUCAGGCUCAUAUAAAAAUAUGAAAUUCUUUCCCAGAAUUUCAGAAUGUACUUAAUUCAUGAGCAGUGUGCUUCAGUGCAAAAUCAUGAGUUUUUUUAAACAUCCAAACUAUGUGUUGUCAUUCAAAUUAUGUAAACAUUCUGUCUUGUUUUCUGAAAUGCUUUUAUUUUGGUGGGCCUAGCACUUUUCUGGGGUAUCAGUGUAAUAAAAAGAGCUUUAAAAACUUAUUUGGUUAUUUUUUAUCCUUUCUUUUUUAAGUCAAUUCUUUA